Molecule: messenger RNA, 7041 nt
Organism: Auanema sp. JU1783
Lineage: Eukaryota; Metazoa; Nematoda; Chromadorea; Rhabditida; Rhabditidae
Source: the annotation of a GenBank genome assembly
AUGGUUGGUAGUCUACUAAAAUUGAAUAACGAUUUUUCCGAUAACUUUAACAUGGAUGGAGUAAAACUAGGAUCAAGCAUUCUUUCACCGUCAAAAUCUGACUCACACGAAUCAAUCCCGAUGAACUCAUCAGAAGAGGAAAGCAUUACAUUAUUCAAGAAAGAUAGUUCACUGGAUGAGGAGAGUAUCAUAAUAUCCAGGCAAAAGGAUUCAUCGGUAUGUAAGGAACUUCAGCUGGAUAUUCUAACUCCUCCGCCAUCUCGACAAUCCGGUUCAUAUGAUCUGAGAGUAAGGCGCAAACGUAUAAUUUAUACUCCUUCACCAAUAAAAUCGUCGAAAGUGAAAAAGUACAAGAAGAAGCAGACGAAGACAUCUGUAAAAAAAUUUGAAAUACCUCCUAAGACAUUUAAGCGGAUAGUUCUCGACAUCAUGAAGGAACAAUCUGUAACUAAUCCAAGAAUUGAGGAUGAUGCUAUUUCAGCUCUUCAAGAGAUUAACAGAACGGCAUUCAAAAUGCCUUGGAGAGGAGGGCUGUUGCUCCUCUCCUUAAUAUUUCAAAAUGUUCUGAGUGAAGAGUUCCAUGUUGGCAACGGAUCUUCAGCUUUAUUAAGUGAUGUGGAAUUGAAAUGUCCCGAAGGAUGGCAAUUAAUUAAUCUGAAAUGUUUCAUGAUCUAUCAAAUUGAGAAAAGUUGGCCUCAAGCUUUAUCCACUUGUUCUCGAUAUGGAGCUCAUUUGGCUCGAAUCGAGUCUGGACCUGAGAAUGACUUUGUUGCAAACAUGGUGUCUAAGCCCGGCAGACCAGGAAUUCAUCCAGAGUACUGGAUCGGGUUAACCGCUGAUGUAGAUCCAGCUUCCACAGAUCCUACUUAUCUCUGGUCCGACGGAGUUCCUACCAGCAGAUAUGUAGGAUUUUGGGAGGCCAGUCAACCUGAUCAUCUCAAAGGAACCUGCGCUGUGGUGUCAUUGGAUAAGAACAAUUUGAAAUGGAGAUUAGAUCAAUGCAAUCUGUUAAGAAGUUUCAUAUGCGAAAUUCCGGCUUGUAUCAAAGGAACUUUCUUCUGUGCAACAGGACAAUGCAUUCCUGAAUCAGAACAUUGUAAUGGAGUUAACAACUGUGGUGAUUACAGUGAUGAACUUAACUGCCCUUCUUCUCACUCCGAUUUGGCUUGUCUUCAAUACACCAAAGGAGAAUCUGGAAAGUUUAGUUCACCUGGAUAUCCUUCAUCUUAUAAGGGCAACUCAAACUGUCGUUGGAUGAUCGAGGGUCCCAUCAAUAGCAGAAUACAAUUAACAUUUGACUAUUUUGAAACGGAAGAAAAAGUGGAUAUUGUAACAGUUCUUGAUGGAGGUCCACAAACUAACUCUACGACAGUUCUGGGAAUUUUCUCUGGUUCUCAUGAAUCCGUAACAGUUACAUCGGCUACAAAUAUGAUUAUUGUCCAAUUUCGAAGUGACAAUACAAUCAACUCGAGAGGAUUUCAAGCAACUUGGAAAACAGUUUCCUUCCAGUGUGGAGGAAGUUUGAUAGCACAGUCAUAUGGACAGACGUUAACCUCUCCGGGGUAUCCACAAUCAUAUGCUAAUGCAGCAGAAUGCGUAUGGACAAUCCAAUCAUUGAGUCCAGGAAGUUUGAUUACUCUGAGUAUAGAAGACAUCAAUUUCUCCGAUACCGAUAGACUCAUUAUCUAUGACGGAAAUAACCCAUCUUCACCCGUUUUAUCUACGGUAUCCGGAAAUCAUUCCAGUACGGAAUAUGUCAUUAGUACUUCUGACAGUCUAUACAUUUACAUGAUAACCAACCAAAUGGGAAAUGGCAGAGGCUUCUCUCUAGGCUACAAGAAAGGAUGCGAUGUUGUUCUUCGUCAAUCGCAUGGGAACAUUUUGUCUCCAGGAAACACAAUAGUUCCUUAUCCUAAUUCUCAAAAGUGUACAUACUCAAUCGAAAUGCCAGAAGGCAAUACUGAUCAGUCAUUCACGAUACUAGUGAAUCGUUUCGAUUUGGGUUCUUUGGACUUCCUGAAGGUUUUCGAAGGCACUGUAAAAGGAAGACCUUUACAUGAUGGCAUCGGUUUUAGUAAUGAUCAAAAGCCAGAGGAGCUAUUGCAAUGUCGUCAAUCAAAAGCUUUCUUAGUUUUCGAAAGUAACUCUGUCAAGAAUGGAUUUGGAUUCAAUUUGACAUUCAGUUCAAACUGUCCUGCAAUUAAAACUCCUUCCCAUGUAACACUUUCGACAAAGCAAACAUCGUUCGGAACAAAAGUUUCCAUUCAAUGUCCUAAAGGUUAUGAGUUCAUCAAUGGGCGUGGAACCUCUAUGGAAGUUCUAUGUCUAGCGGGAGGAAAUUGGACUGAAUCUUAUGUACCUGCGUGCCAACCUGUAUAUUGCUCUGCCAUUCCCCAAAUAUCUAACGGUUAUGCAGUUUCCGCGUCUAACGUGUCGUAUAGGGGACAAGUUGAGUAUUCUUGUCAUGAAGGCUUCUCAUUUUCUUCUGGAAAAACGAUUGAAGAAGUAUAUUGCUCUGAGAAUGGAGAAUGGAGCAAAGUUCCACUCUGUCGAGCAGCUACUUGUGCGGCUUUGCCACCGUUUGCCAACGGCGAAAAGCAUUUACAAUUCGGAGACGGAACUGGAUUCGGCACUGUUUACCAUUUUACAUGUUUGGCUGGAUAUCAUAUUGAAGGAAUCCCUACAAUUCUCUGUCAGUCAGAUGGGCAGUGGUCAUUUGAACAGCCAGUAUGCAAAAAGCUAUACUGUACCGAUAUACCAACUGUGAAGAAUGGUCGGCUUGUCACGCCUGAAGUUUUUCGCUUCGGGGAUGUAGCUAAAGUUGUUUGUGAAGAUGGCUUUCGAGUAGAGGGAGUAGAUGAGGUCAAAUGUUUGGCUAAUCAAACUGUCAGCCAUGUAUCUUCCUGUCGGGAUGUUAAUGAGUGCUCUGAAGGCUUAGCUAAGUGUCAAGGUCCUUCCACCAGCUGCGUGAAUUUACCAGGGGGAUACUCAUGUGAUUGCUUAGAGGGUUAUCAACCUCAAUUAAUGUGCACCAAAGCCUAUGCGCUCAAUCCUAUUUCAGUCACCUCCUCGUCUGAUAUGAUUUCUCAGAAAUCUCCUAGAGGAUGGUGUUCAUCAACUUUAGAUCCUCUGAAAGCGAUUACUUUGCAUUUCAGCGUAGCUAAAGUUAUUGAGAAGAUAAGAUUCAAUCGAACUGUAUCGGGAAAUACUCUCUCCGUUCGUAUCCGAUAUAACAGUGAAGAAGGAAAACCCUUGCAGCAAUUAGCCGUCGAUGGGAAUGAUGUUUUUGAUUUACAAGAUAGUACAUUCUUCGAUGGAGAUUUUUUGGUUCUCCCAUACUCGGUUGAAGCCCGAGUGUUGGAAAUUUCCAUAGUGCACUAUGAGAAUGAGCCAUGCUUCACGGCCGAUGUUUUCGGUUGCCAGAAGUACAGCUGUGUGGAUAAAAAUGAAUGUAUGAAAGAUAACGGUGGUUGUGAACAUAUUUGUGUAAAUAAUCAGGGUUCUUAUAAGUGCGCUUGCCGUGAUGGCUUCGAUUUGUUUGUGACUAAUGGUCAGAGUGGAUUUUGGCUGGAAGAGGACGACACUGGAUCUGACAUUUUAGAUAGCUUGAAUUUUAACAAAUCUUGCAUCGCUCGUACAUGCCCAUUGGUGGAAUCUCCAGAAAAUGGAUUGUUGCUAUCAACAUUGAGCGCUUUCCGUUUUCCGGUUGUUGUUCAAUUUGCUUGUGAUUUCGGAUACCAAAUGAUGGGACCAGAUUACAUUCAAUGUUUGGCUGAUGGUACAUGGAAUGGAACAACACCUUUCUGCCUACCUGCUACUUGUCAAGGAGUUGAAAACAACACAGAUAUUGGACUUGUAGUUUCGACUGGUAAUACUACAAUUGCUUAUGGAGAGUCCAUCGUAUUGAGCUGUAUUCAACGAGAUCGGCCAGCAAAGAAGACACCCUUAGCUACAUCUCGAGAAUGCAUUUAUGACCCGAAGCCUGAUGGACGAGAUUACUGGCUCUCUGGGCCAAUGGCUGACUGCCCUCUUAUAACCUGCCCUCCUCUGCCCGUAAUGGCUGGAGUAGAAUACUUAGGAGACACAUCCAAUGUUCAGGUUGGUUCCGUUUUGGAGUUCUCUUGCCGAGCUCCUUAUACUAUGGUUGGAUCAUCAUCUGAAGGGGAUCCUAUCGUUCGAUGUGGCUUAGAUGGCGCUUGGGAUUUGGGAGAUUUGCGUUGUGAAGGCCCUGUUUGUGUAGAUCCCGGUUUUCCCGCUGAUGGCAGUAUCCAUCUUGAAAGUGUAGAAGAGGGUUCGGUGGCCAUGUUCUCUUGCCGAAGACCCGGAUUUGUUCCAUUCCCUUCUCCUGCUAUUCAAUGUAUACUCGGAUCAGCUUGCGCUCUCUCUGAAGAUGUGGGCAUCUCUUCGGGAUUUAUUCCUGACGCCGCCUUCGCUGAUAACGCUGACAUCAGUAUCCCUGGUUAUGAGCCAUCUAAAUCGAGGAUGUCCUCUACGGGCUGGUGUGGAACAAAAGAUGCUUUUAUAUUCCUUAGCGUGGAUCUCAUGAAAGUUCAUACUCUGACAACAUUACGAAUCGCAGGUGUUGCGGGAUCUGGAAGUUUGAAAGGCCAUGUUACAAAAAUGCAACUGUUCUACAAGUCAAUGUUCAAUCAAAGCUAUGACACCUACCCUGUUGAAUUUGAAACACCUUCCGGAAAUCACAAUGCUAUGCAUCAGUUUGAACUGGAUCCUCCUUUGAGAGCUCGAUACAUUCUUUUUGGAGUCGCAGAGUAUGAAGGAAACCCAUGUAUUCGUUUCGAUUUACAAGGUUGUCUUGCUCCUGCUUCUGUUAGCCGUGAUACACCCACUCAUCUACAGGUUGGUUGGAACGCGUCUGUGCCACAGUGUGUUGAUGCUGAGCCUCCUAAAUUCGUAAAUUGUCCCUCCUCUCCCAUAUUCAUCGAAACAGAUGACAAUGGUCAAUUGAAACCUACAAACUAUCAUGUACCUAGAGCAGAAGAUAACAGUGGCAGAAUUGCUUACAUGCGCCUUGAGCCAGUUGAUUUUCAUCCUGGAAAACCAAUAUUUGUUAACACAGAUGUAGUGUAUACAGCGUUUGACGAUGCCGGAAAUCUCGCAGAUUGCGUGAUAAAGCUCCGAAUUCCAGAUACUAUUCCUCCUGUCUUGAAAUGUCCUGAUUCUUACUCAAUACCUGCCAAAGAGCCUCAAAUAGUGUUGAACUUCAACCAGAGCACAGUUCCUAUGGUUAUACAGGAUGUCUCUAAUAUUACCGAAGUUAUUUUCUCUCCUGCAACUUCAAAGUUGAGAGUUGGUGAAUACGUUGAUGUUGAAGUAACUGCGACAGACGCUUUUUCGAAUAGAAACAAAUGUCGUUUCCAAGUUUCUUACAUGCACGAAACCUGUUCGACGGAGUCUUUGAUUGUAUCAUCUGACGCAGUAAGAACUUGUGCUCAAAAGGAUGAUGAUCUUGUAUGUAGCGUAACAUGCCCUGCAGGUCAUCGGUUUGUUGACUCGGAUAAUAAUAGUACAACAUUUAUAUGUUCCGCAGGGAGAUGGUCACCUAGUGGGGUUGCCCCUUCAUGUAUUCCCAAUGCGGAAGAGCCAGCUCGUUAUGAAUUAAACGUGGCAAUACGAUAUCCAAGCACAGCUGAAGUUCCUGAUCAUUGUCUUCAGGGAUUCUCGUCCUUAUUAUCACGAUCAUAUGAAGAUCUUGAUCGUGUUUUAUCGCAACGCUGCUCAAGCUCCGUCCAGGUGUAUGUCCGUUUCUUACAAUCAACAUUUGUGAAUGAUAAUGGAAUGGUUGUUGGUAACUAUACAAUACAAAUCCUUCCCACCGUGCUUCAAAAUGUUUUCUAUGACUUAUGUGGCUUAACUCUGAGAACAAUUUUUGAUCUGAAUAUACCAGGCGCAACAGUUCCCGUUAAAAGUUUGUUGACUCUUGCUGGAGAAUCUGUUCCGUCGCAAGGAUUGGGGUGCCCUACACUCAUUGCGUCCAAAUCUUAUAUAUCACAAGGUUUUGGAUGUAACGAAGGUGAAGUUCUACGGCAACCUAAACCCGAACAGCUGCCAGAGUGUUUACCUUGCCCUGUCGGAACGGUUAAUGUGAACAACAGCUGUGUAUCAUGUCCCUUAGGCUCAUAUCAGAAUGAGAAAGGUCAAUUAGCUUGUAAAGCUUGUCCUGAUGGAACUUAUACUCUAUACACUGCUACGUUCAGGAAAGAGGAUUGUUUAGCGAUAUGUGGAAAUGGAAUGUACAGUGAAACUGGGUUGGUUCCUUGCCAGCUAUGUCCACGUCACACUUUCUCUGGUCCUCCAAUCACAGGUGGUUUCAAACAAUGUGAAUCGUGUCCAUCGGGAACGUACACCAGUAAACUAGGAUCGUCUGGUCCCUCACAAUGCAAGCAGCCCUGCGCACCAGGGACAUUCAGUAUAACUGGAUUGGAACCGUGCUCAAAUUGUCCGUUCAAUUAUUAUCAGCCGUCUGUUGGCCAACAAAGGUGCUUGGAAUGUUCUAAUGACACUGCUACGUUCGCAGAGGGCUCCACUCUGGAAACCUCUUGUGUUUCGAUUAAAUGCUCAGACAUGAAAUGUGAAAACAAGGCUGAUUGUACCAUUCGCGAUCAUAGAGGUUUAUGUGAAUGUAAACCAGGCUACAAAGGAGAGAGAUGUGAACAACUCGAUGACAUUUGUGUAACUCAACCUUGCCAUAACGGAGGGUACUGUGAAGUUGUAGCAGGUUCCUACCGUUGUGUAUGCCCAAGAAAUUAUUCGGGAGCGCGAUGUCAAUUCGGCCCUGAUGAAUGCGCUGGUAAAUCAUGCCCCAAUGGAGGAGUAUGCCAUGAUUUGCCAGGAUUAAAAUCAACUAAAUGUCUUUGUCGCACUGGUUUUUCCGGACCACACUGUCAAGAAAUACAAGAUAUUUGUUCUUCAUCAAACCCUUGCAAAAAUGGAGCUAAUUGUGUACCUAGCAAGCUUGGCAGAUACAAAUGUCACUGUUUACCAGGAUGGGAAGGAGAAACUUGUGAUAAGAAUAUAGGUUAG